UUAACUAUUUUAUCUUGUUUCAGUAUAAUGGCAAGCACUAAAUAAACCAUCUAUUCAUUUUUUUUAUAUUUAUAGUGUUUAUGUUUUUCAAUUUUUAAGAUGUUACAACCAAUAGUCGAGAUAUAAUCAUUGUAAAGUUGAUUAAAGAGAAAUUCAUAUUGGGAAAAAUAAAUGAUAUUCUGAUAAAGAAUCUAUCCGGGAAAAAUAGCAAACCAUAGUAUUAUAGGCUUAAAUAUAUUAGACUUAUAUUUGAAAUUGGACAAAGAAAAGGAAAUGGUAUUGUGCACAAAAAAUGUCAGCCUAUAUUUUUUUUUUACUAGCAAGAAAAUAUAUCGAUCAAAUUUAGGAAACAACAUCAAUAAAGUUACAUGAAAAUCAUUAGAUUACUUUUUAUCUAUUUUUUAUAUAAUGAAGAAUGCAUAUAUAAGGUUUUUAUGUUACAGGAGAGAUGCUAGUUGGCCUUGCAAGAAGCUUCUUUAUGGAUGACAUAUCGACUGGUUUAGAUAGCUCCACUACCUUUGAGAUUAUCAAGUUUCUCAGGCAAAUGGCACAUUUACUGGAUCUUACCAUAGUCAUUUCCUUACUUCAACCACCACCCGAGACAUUUGAAUUAUUUGAUGAUAUAAUCCUUUUAUGUGAGGGACAAAUUGCUUAUCAAGGCCCUCGGGAGAAUGUUCUGGAAUUUUUUGAGUUAAUGGGUUUUAAAUGCCCAGAAAGGAAGAAUAUAGCAGACUUUCUUCAAGAGGUCACUUCAAGAAUGGAUCAAGGACAAUAUUGGGCUGGUAAUCAACGGGAAUACCGAUACCUUUCAGUUGGCAAAUUUGUAGAAUCCUUUCAUUCUUCUCAUCUGGGUCAACUUCUAGAGGAGGAGCUCUCCAAACCAAGUGAUAUUGCAAACAGCAAUUCAUCAACUAAAAUCAAUGACAGCCAUAAAAUCUCAAAGUGGGAAGUUUUCAAGGCAUGCUUCUCAAGGGAACUGUUACUCUUAAAGAGGAAUUUCCCAGUGCAUUUAUUCAAGAUCAUACAGAUAACACUGUUGGCAAUUGUGAUCAUGACACUUUUCCCCCGAACAGAAAUGAAUCACCAGUCAAUCAUGGAUGGGAACAAGUUUCUUGGAGCUAUCUUCAUUGGUGUAGUAAUAGUGAAGUUCAAUGGCAUGACUGAGCUGGCAAUGACAAUAAGAAGACUUCCCAUUUUCUACAAGCAGAGAGAAUUGUUACACUUGCCUGGGUGGGCACUCCUUCUUUCAAUUUUCGUCCUUAGUCUCCCAAUGUCACUGGUAGAGACAGGUAUAUGGACCUGCUUAACAUACUUUGUUAUUGGCUUCGCACCAUCAGCAGUUAGGUUUUUUCAGCAGUUUCUAUCACUUUUCUGUGUGCAUCAAAUGUCGAUGAACCUUUUCCGUUUCAUUGCUGUAUUGGGAAGAACACAAGUAAUGGCAAACACCCUAGGGUCUGCAACUCUUAUUGCAGUAUAUAUACUUGGAGGCUUUAUCAUAUCAAAAGACAAUAUCCAACCAUGGCUGCUUUGGGGAUACUGGGCCUCUCCCUUGACCUAUGGACAGAAUGCAGUAGCACUCAACGAAUUUCUUGAUGAAAGAUGGAGCAUGAAAGUACAUUAUGCAUACAUUGAUGCUGACACUGUUGGGAAGGCUGUCCUCAAAUCGAGAGGGAUGCUCACAGAAUGGUAUUGGUUCUGGAUAUGUGUGGGAGUUUUACUCAGCUUCUCUCUUACCUUCAACAUUCUCAGUAUAUUUGCUUUAGAGUUUCUCAACCCUCCACACAAGCAUCAAGUCAUCACUGGUGCUAAAGCUGGGGGCAUGAAACAAAACAAAACAGCUGAUGAACAAGAAAUAAAUGGGACAGCACCAAGGCAUGGAAUGAUUUUGCCAUUUCACCCUCUGACCCUUGUAUUUGACCAUAUCAAUUAUUAUGUAGACAUGCCUAAAGUAAAUCCUCUUACUUUACCACCAACUCACACCAAGUAUUCAUUGAAUCCAAUAUUGAUCACAGUUUUUUCUCCUUAUGGAACAUAUCUUUAUUCCCGUGAUCAGGAGAUGAAGAAGCAUAAAGUAAAUAAGAAGAGGCUUCAGCUUUUACAGGAUGUCAGUGGUGCAUUCAGGCCGGGAGUUCUAACUGCACUAAUGGGAAUAACUGGUGCAGGAAAAACCACAUUGCUAGAUGUUUUGGCGGGAAGGAAGACUGGUGGAUUCAUUGAAGGCAAUAUAAAAAUAUCUGGAUAUCCAAAAAAGCAAGAGACAUUUGCUAGGAUUUCAGGAUACUGUGAACAGACAGAUAUCCACUCUCCGUUCGUAACUGUAUAUGAAUCGCUACAAUACUCUGCAUGGCUUCGUCUGCCUUCCCAUGUUGAAACUCAUGAAAGAAAUAUGUUUAUAGAAGAAGUCAUGCGCUUGGUUGAGCUAAUGCCACUGAAAAAUGCAAUGGUGGGUCUUCCGGGAAUCCAUGGUCUGUCAGCUGAACAACGGAAAAGGCUCACAAUAGCAGUAGAGUUAGUUUCUAGCCCAUCCAUUAUAUUCAUGGAUGAACCAACAUCUGGUUUGGAUGCUCGUGCUGCAGCAAUUGUCAUGAGGGCAGUGAGAAAGACAGUGGACACUGGGCGCACUGUUGUUUGCACAAUCCAUCAGCCAAGCAUCGAGAUUUUUGAAUCUUUUGAUGAGUUACUACUAAUGAAAAGAGGAGGGCAGCUCAUUUACAGUGGUUCUCUAGGCCCUCUAUCUCGUAAUAUGAUUCAGUAUUUUGAGGCAAUCCCAGAAGUUUCUAAAAUCAAAAAUGGCCAAAACCCAGCAGCAUGGGUCUUAGACAUUACUUCUCCUGCCAUGGAAUAUAAUAUUUGCAUAGACUAUGCAGAGAUCUUCCGCAACUCUUCUCUAUACAGAGAAAACAUGGAACUAGUUGAUGAGCUGAGUAAGCCAACGCCAAAUUCACAGGACCUGCACUUUCCAUCUGGAUAUUGGCAAAGUUCUAAAUCUCAGAGCAUGGCAUGCUUGUGGAAACAGCAUAGAUCAUAUUGGAAAAAUCCAGAACACAAUGUUGUUCGUUUUGUAACUACAAUUGCAACUUCACUUCUUUUUGGCAUAGUCUUCUGGCAAAUUGGUUCCAAAAUUACCGAGGAGCAAGAUAUUUUCAACAUACUAGGAGUCAUGUAUGCAUCAGCACUGUUUCUAGGCUUCGUAAAUGCCAGUAUAGUGCAGCCUGUUGUGGGGAUGGAGAGAACUGUAUUCUAUCGAGAAAGAUCAGCUGGGAUGUACUCUUCCAUGCCCUAUGCUAUUGCUCAGGUGGCUGUUGAAAUUCCAUAUGUUAUAUUGCAAGUGGUUAUCUUCUCAUUUAUUGUAUAUCCAAUGAUAGGAUUUCAAUUCACAACAGUGAAAUUCAUUUGGUUCAUGCUCUUCACGAUGUUAAGUUUUAUCUACUUCACACUUUACGGGAUGAUGACAGUCGCACUCACACCAACCCAGGAGAUAGCUGCCAUGCUCUCCUUCCUCAUCUUUAUCUUGUGGAAUGUCUUCUCUGGUUUCAUAGUUUCUAGAAAGAUGAUACCACUUUGGUGGAGAUGGUUUUAUUGGGCUGAUCCUGCAGCAUGGACUGUUUAUGGUCUAAUGUUUUCCCAAUUGGGUGACAGAGUUGAACUUAUCCAUGUCCCAGGGAGCUCAGAUGAGACCAUAAAAGAGUUUCUUGAGGAUUACCUUGGUUUACAAGAUCAAUAUUUCCCACUCACAGUAAUCCUUCACAUUGUAGUUAUUGUCUUAUUCUCAUUUGUGUUUGGUUUCAGCAUCAAACAUCUAAAUUUCCAGAAGAGAUGAUAAUACUGAAAACAGAUAUUAAAAGCAAGGAGGAGAAGCAUACUCAACUC
Phoenix dactylifera (date palm) is the source of this 3870-nucleotide messenger RNA. Lineage: Eukaryota; Viridiplantae; Streptophyta; Magnoliopsida; Arecales; Arecaceae. The record is from RefSeq and is a predicted model, not a curated record.